Macroventuria anomochaeta is the source of this 513-nucleotide messenger RNA. RefSeq lists its product as uncharacterized. NCBI's taxonomy places the organism in Eukaryota, Fungi, Ascomycota, Dothideomycetes, Pleosporales, Didymellaceae. The annotation marks the transcript as partial. The record is from RefSeq and is a predicted model, not a curated record. The transcript is spliced from 2 exons. Gene Ontology annotation, cellular component: nucleus; cytoplasm.
ACAUCAGCCACCUCUAAUAGUCUGCCAGAGGAGGUGGUAACCUGCCUCCAAAAUGCGCGCUUUCUCCAUCUUGCAACCUGUUCGAAUAACAUCCCUCACGUAUCUUUGAUGAACUAUACGUAUCUUCCCAAUACACCAUAUUCGCCAGCCCCCAUCAUCAUCAUGACAACGCCAUCUUCUUCUCGCAAGACCGACAACCUGGAGUCCAAUACCCGUGUAUCUCUCCUGGUACACGAUUGGAUUUCUCAUCGACCACCUACCCUUAGCCAACAAGGUCGCUCGCCAUCGCCUUCCCGACCAGGUCCACGUUCAGGAUCGUUAGCCGAGCUUCUACUCGGCAUGAACACAGCUUCACUUAGUAGGAUCAGCACCACAAUCAAUGGCGUGGCCGAGAUUGUACCUGCCGGUUCUGAGCAGGAAAGCUGGUACCGGGCCCAACAUCUUGCGAACAACACAUUCGGACCUACCGAUGAGGACGUCUACUCUAGCUCUCCGGUGGGUGGUGGACUGUGG